Scomber scombrus (Atlantic mackerel) is the source of this 3975-nucleotide messenger RNA. RefSeq names its product carbohydrate sulfotransferase 12-like. Gene Ontology annotation, molecular function: sulfotransferase activity. Gene Ontology annotation, biological process: proteoglycan biosynthetic process; carbohydrate biosynthetic process. Gene Ontology annotation, cellular component: membrane. Bases 22 to 1269 code for a protein of 415 amino acids. The record is from RefSeq and is a predicted model, not a curated record. The transcript has 4 exons. NCBI's taxonomy places the organism in Eukaryota, Metazoa, Chordata, Actinopteri, Scombriformes, Scombridae.
CUGGCACAGCAGUCCGUCACUAUGGGAACGUCCAGGAUGUUCCGCAUUUUUGUAGUCCUGGGGUCAGCCUUCAUGAUCCUCCUGAUCAUCUUCUACUGGGAUGAUGUCGGAGCCUCCCAUCUGUAUUUGAACACUCCUGUCUCGCCGGGUCCCAAAAUCCCACACCCCCACCCCCAGCAGCGAACUCAAACCUCCCGAACCCCGUCCUUCCUGUCCGACAUCGAUGCCUUCGUUAACCAGUUCUUAGAGCCAGGAACUGGUGAGCCGACAGACCCCGUCCCCGCUGAAACAAGCAACCAAUCAGACAAAGCUGAAGAACGGUACAUACCUCGACGGGAGUGGAAGAUUCACCUGACUCCAGUAGCAGCAGAGCUCCGUGAGAGACAGGAGCAGCGGCGGAAGUUACUUCAGGAGAUGUGUGCUAAUGAUAGCGUGGUGUUUCCUGGCAAAAACCGCUCGUUCGACGACAUUCCCAACAAGGAGCUGGAUCACCUCAUUGUGGAUGACAGACAUGGUAUUAUCUACUGCUAUGUUCCUAAGGUAGCGUGCAGUAACUGGAAGCGGAUCAUGAUCAUUCUCAGUGAGAGCCUGCUGCAUGAUGGCGUUCCCCAGAGAGACCCGCUGGCCAUCCCCAGAGACCUGGUCCACAACAGCAGCAUGCACUUCACCUUCAACAAGUUCUGGAAACGUUACGGAAAGUUUGCAAGGCACCUCAUGAAGGUGAAGCUGAAGAAGUACACCAAGUUUAUUUUCGUGCGGGACCCUUUUGUCCGUCUCAUCUCCGCCUACCGGAAUAAAUUUGAAAUGCGCAAUGAGGACUUCUACCGCCGCUUUGCACAGGUCAUGCUGCGCCGCUACGCCAACCAGCCGACACCUCCCGCCUCUGUAGAUGAGGCGUUCACUGUGGGUAUCCAUCCCUCCUUCUCCCACUACAUCCAGUAUCUCCUGGACCCUCAGACAGAGAAGGAGAUGCCCUUUAAUGAGCACUGGCGGCAGGUGUAUCGCCUUUGCCAUCCAUGCCAGAUUCAGUAUGACUUUGUGGGCCAUUUGGAGACGGCAGAAGAGGAUGCCGAGCACCUACUACGUCAGUUGAAGGUGGACAAUGUUGUGGAGUUCCCCACCUCUCAUAGGAACCUUACAUCCAGCAGCUGGGAGACCGACUGGUUCAGCACAGUACCCGUUGAGGCCCGGAAGGAACUCUACAAGCUGUAUGAACCUGACUUCAGGCUCUUUGGCUAUGACAAACCAGACUCCAUCCUCAAUGAGUGAUGUUCAAAACUGACUCAGCCACACAGAGGUUUUUUUAUGUGAUAAAAUAAUACUACACUCUAACAACAGUGACACCUCCCUUAGUCAUGUGCUUUGCAGAUGUGUUCUCCAGUUUGGUCUAUGCUACACUGAAUGUGCACAUUAUUAAGGAUACUCACUCCUCCAAGGAAGCACAUUAAUGCAGCAAAAUCAGGUAAUAGCCAUUAUCCAUUAUUGUUUUUCAAUUAAAUCUUUACCAAUCAUAAAGAUAACAAGAAGCACACAAGUUAGAGUGGUACAGUUGGGAUGUGGAUUGUGCAACACACAGCUGCAAGAGGAUAUCAGCAGGUAUCCCUAAUCAUCUGUACAUUCAGUGUGGUCUUUGAUUCAAACCUCCACGCAGAGUGUUUUGUACUCCCAGCCCUGAUGUCACGCCAUGCCUGUCGUUUGGGACAUCACAGUUCUGCUGGGACUAACUGUGAUGACCUCACAGGCUUUGUAGCAGGAGGUUGCGAAAUAAACCUUUGCUGAAGUGAUGUCACAGAGCCAUAUGCUAUGUUUGCGAUGUCAUAAAAAACGCUUUUGGUUGUGAUGCCACAAUAGAUGCCGUGGACAGGACCUGGGGAAGCGGGGGUGGUCGAUCAAAAAAACAGCUAGAUUAGUUUUAAUGUAGUUGCACUAGAGUGGUAGUUUUCAGCUAAUUUAUUUCACAUUGUGUAAGUGCAAUGUUUAUGUUAAGCAUGAAAGGGAUAUUUUUUGUUGAACACUUUUGUUGAAAACACUAUUGACAGCUGUCAACUUCAGAAACAGGUAGAAAUCCUUUAUACCUCAUACAUACACUAACAGGAUACUUGUGUUAUGUUCCACUUCAACAGCAAACCCUAUUGCUUCUUUAGACCUCGGUACGUUAGGUUUCAGCAUGUAGUCAAUUCUGUUAUGUUAAUAGAAACAUUUUUGACAAUAUUUUAGCAGCUUGCUUUAUUUGACUGUUUUUUGAAGCAUGAUAUGGAUGACACAUUGUAGCCUCAUCAUCAUAAUAGAAGCAGAAGCAGUUCCAGUGAAACCAACCCAAAUUGCUGGAUUUGUCUCAGCUUGCCUUUGAGGCGUAAAAACCGGCAUUUCAACAUUCUUUUUAUUUCAUUUCAGCUGGAAGUGCACAGAUGAGCCUCUGUUAUAUUUUAACUGACUUUUCCAAAGGGAACAUUUUAUGUUAUUGCUUGUUACCAUGACAGUGUUUUCAUCAGCAUUCGAUCACCUUUGUGUUUUCACGCACAAACUGCAGUUAUUGACACUGAACUAUGUAAUGAGUUGACAAGGACUACAACAGUAUUGUUGUUCCCCCCUUAAGUAUGACGAACAUUUUUAUGUUUAAGGGCAGUAUUUUCAUGGAUUGCAGUGUUCUGUAGCAAGAAGCUGAGCACAUUACCUGAAGCCAACAAGGAGUGGAUUUGAAUGCGUACAAUUCUAUUGCACUGAAGUGAAGAAACACCACUCCAUGGCUUGGGUUGAUGCUAGCAUAUUAAAUACAAGAUGAGUCUUAAUGUCAGAGUUUUCUAAGUAAAGGUAUGAUCAUGGUUUGAGGCAGGAUUAAUUCACAUCAUGAUCUGGGCAUAGAUCCAGCUCCAUGAUUCAUACUGUAUGAAAAGAGAGGAAGAUAAGAUAGUGCCUUUGGUUGCAAAAGUUUACACAGCAAAAAAAAAAGUAUUUUUGUAGGAGGACUUAAUUUUUACUUUGAACACUAUACAGUAACAGCAUUAUGAAGCCACAACAAGGUAUAUUUGAUAUAAUGGGCCUUGUUUAUCUUGUGUGACUAUCAUUUGGGAAAAAUAGGAAACAGCAGAGCCCUUCAGCAGAGUUGUCUAACUGUCUUACUGGAAAUGUGUGUGAUUCACGAUUGUGUAAGAACGUAUUAUAAGUGCUUGUGUCCAAUGGAUCGCUCUGUGUACCCUGACUGUCAUUUACCACACAGCGAUACUGCGUGGUUUGUACUGUACGUGAUGUCAUGGUCAUUCUCUGUGUCAAGUCACUAAAAUGUACAUGUUCACAGUAUUGUCUCAAUGUUGUAUCACAGCCUUUUGGUUUAUUUGUUUUGUAUAAGUGUGACGUGUGAGGGGAAAUUUUAUUGUUUUGUUUUUUAAUUAUUUCAGCAAUGUCUGAUUUUCCCAAAAGUUGUCAUCACUUGGGUCGGAAAAAAGGGAAAAACACAUAGUCAUCCUGCACUCCCAACUCACUAGUGUUUGGAUUGUCCGUCAGUUACAUUUUCAUAUCUCUUUUGCAUUUCUGUUCUUUUGUUGUAUUUUCUUAUGUUUUUGUCUUGAUUUGUCAGCAGUUUUGUUCUUGGCUGUUUUUUUUCUUUCAAAGUACAAACAACAGGACUGUAAGAUAGUAUAAUGUGUGUAAGGCAAAAAAAGAAAUAGAUAGAGUACAUGCUGCUUUUGUAAUAGGAAAACAUGGGAAAUCAUGCUUGGGUUUUUAGGGAACUUGUUGUUUGACUGCUGAUAUGCAUUUUUUUUUCCUCCGGAGUGGCCUGACGCUACAACAUCACUUUGAACAGCUUAAAGGUUUGUUGCAGCUGCUGCAGUGCCAAACCUUAUCCUACAUUUUGACCUCAUGCCAAUUCCUAACAGUAAAUAGUGGCACAGAAAAAAACCAAAAAAACCAAAUCUAUUUUUGUGAUUGAUGUUUUUGUAAAACGUAAAUUUCAUAAAUUCACAAGAGAAUCUGCAA